AUGGCCUCGGACUGUACCAACAAGGCCUGUCGCCUGUGCCGCCUCUCGCACACUGCUUGCGAUGGACGUUGCGUGGCGCUCGGUAAGCCCGAAUUGUGCCAAGAUGUCGAGCCCAAGAAGCGCGGCCGACCCCCGAAGCACUUCCCUGCCUCCACCGAGGGCGGCUGGAGGAUGUCCAAGAAGCAGAAGACCGAAGUGCCGCCUCUGCCGUCAACGACUGCUGUGUCGAACCCGCCCUCGCCGGACUCAUCGCCCACACACUCUCCGCGCAGCUCCUGCGCCGACCUGGGCAUACAUACGACUAAGCAGCGCGAGGGCGAUGCGCUGCUGAAGGCGCUGCU
Molecule: messenger RNA, 341 nt
Organism: Acanthamoeba castellanii str. Neff
Lineage: Eukaryota; Discosea; Longamoebia; Acanthamoebidae
Product: AT hook motif domain containing protein
Exons: 3
Source: RefSeq, a predicted model, not a curated record